This is a messenger RNA of Nerophis ophidion (straightnose pipefish), 6199 nucleotides long. It is a transcript of the gene cnnm2b, whose product is annotated as cyclin and CBS domain divalent metal cation transport mediator 2b. Gene Ontology annotation, biological process: magnesium ion homeostasis; transport. NCBI's taxonomy places the organism in Eukaryota, Metazoa, Chordata, Actinopteri, Syngnathiformes, Syngnathidae. Gene Ontology annotation, molecular function: magnesium ion transmembrane transporter activity. Gene Ontology annotation, cellular component: plasma membrane. The coding region runs from base 173 to 2659 and encodes 828 amino acids. The record is from RefSeq and is a predicted model, not a curated record. The transcript has 8 exons.
AAGUCCGAAGCCAGGCACGAGUUAGCCCGUAAGCCAGCGGCAGUUUCGGACCACGUAGCUGGGGAGCGAAAGCGGGGUCCUGAUGCGCAAGUCACGGCAACCCUCCGCGGAGAUGAAGGCGGACUCCGACCGGCAUUAAUACCCAAAAGUCUUCUUCAUUCAGCUUGUCAUUAUGGCAGCGCCGAAAAUGGCGUCAGCGAAGCACCGGGUCCGCGCCUUGACGUUCGUUCUCCUGACCGCCACGGGCUGCCUCGUCGCCCCCACCAGUGGCAAGGAAGGGUCGGAGGAGACGGUCAUUACCGGCCUGCGCCUGGAGGACACGGAUGAUAUUUCCUUCAUGGACCGCGGCUUCCUGCGGGUGAGCGAGCGCUCCAGGGUCAAACUGCGAGUCUACGGGCAGAACAUCGACAACGAGACGUGGUCCAAGAUCGCCUUCACGGAACACGAGAGGAGCCGCGCGGUGGGGAGCCCCGGCGGGGACAACCGCAGCCAGGAGGACCCCCCGGCCUCGCACCCCUGCGGUAUCCGGACGUCAGAUAUCAUCAUCCUGCCCGGUAUCGUCGUGAGCAGGAAGACGUCCGGCGUGGUGGAGAUCGACGUCAAGCCUCUGCGGAAGACGGAGAGGAGCAAGUCCUACUACCUUUGCAUCGCCGCCGCGGCGGGGACGCGCGACCCGUGGACGGAGAACACCUGGAUCUACCACGACGGCGACGACACCCGGGUCAUAGUCGUGGAGGAGAAGAAGUUCCUGCUGCCCUUCUGGCUCCAGGUCAUCUUCAUCUCCAUGCUGCUCUGUCUGUCGGGGAUGUUCAGCGGCCUGAACCUGGGGCUCAUGGCCCUGGACCCCAUGGAGCUGCAGAUAGUCCAGAACUGCGGCACGGAGCGGGAGAAGAACUACGCCAAGAAGAUCGAGCCGGUCCGGAGCCAAGGGAAUUACUUGCUUUGCUCGCUCCUGCUGGGGAACGUGCUGGUGAACACCACCCUGACCAUCCUCCUGGAUGACAUCGCCGGGUCGGGGCUGAUCGCCGUGGUCAUGUCCACCAUCGGGAUCGUGAUCUUCGGGGAAAUCGUCCCCCAGGCCAUCUGCUCCAGGCACGGCCUGGCCGUGGGCGCCAACACCAUCUUCCUGACCAAGUUCUUCAUGCUGCUCACCUUCCCGGCCUCCUACCCGGUGAGCAAGCUGCUGGACUACCUGCUGGGCCAGGAGAUCGGGACCGUGUACAACCGGGAGAAGCUCCUGGAGAUGCUGCGCGUCACCGACCCCUACAACGACCUGGUCAAGGAGGAGCUCAACAUCAUCCAGGGCGCGCUGGAGCUGAGGACCAAGACGGUGGAGGUGGUGAUGACGCCGCUGCGGGAUUGCUUCAUGAUCCCCGGGGACGCCACGCUGGACUUCAACACCAUGUCGGAGAUCAUGAAGAGCGGAUACACGCGCAUCCCGGUCUUCGAGGGCGAGCGCUCCAACAUCGUGGACCUGCUCUUCGUCAAGGACCUGGCCUUUGUGGACCCGGAUGACUGCACGCCGCUCAAAACCAUCACCAAGUUUUACAGCCACCCGUUGCACUUUGUCUUUAACGACACCAAGUUGGAUGCCAUGCUGGAGGAGUUUAAAAAAGGAAAAUCCCAUCUGGCCAUAGUUCAGAGGGUCAACAAUGAGGGUGAGGGAGACCCUUUCUACGAAGUUCUGGGUAUUGUCACCUUGGAGGAUAUUAUCGAAGAAAUCAUCAAGUCAGAGAUCCUGGACGAGACAGACUUGUACACCGACAACAAGACGAAGAAGAAAAUCACCCAUCGGGAAAGGAAGCAGGACUUCUCGGCCUUCAAGCCUUCCGACAAUGAAAUGAAGAUUAAAAUAUCACCUCAGCUUCUGCUGGCUACCCUGCGUUUCCUAGCGACAGAAGUCGACCUGUUCGCUCCGCCGCAAAUGUCUGAAAAGAUUCUGCUGCGCUUGCUGAAGCAUCCCAAUGUCAUCCAGGAGCUGAAAUACGAUGACAAGAACAAGCGGGCGUCCGACCACUACCUCUUCCACAGGAACAGGCCUGUGGACUAUUUCAUCCUCAUUCUGCAGGGAAAAGUUGAAGUGGAGGCAGGAAAAGAGGGGAUGAAGUUUGAAGCAGGAGCGUUUUCCUUCUAUGGGAUGAUGGCCCUUACUGUCUCACCAGUCCCACUGUCCCUCUCUCGAACCUUCGUCAACAGGGCCGACUCGUUAGCUGGAUCACCAGAAAGUAAAUCUCCUCCACGGCAGUUUGGGCUCAAUCAUUCGGACUCUCUGAACAGGAGCGAUCGAAUAGACGCCAUCACACCAACGCUUGGCAGCAGCAACAAUCAACUCAACUCCUUCCUGCAGAUAUACGUCCCCGACUAUUCUGUCAGGGCGUGUUCAGACCUGCACUUCAUUAAGGUGACGCGGCAGCAGUACCAGAACGCCGUGAUGGCGUCGCGCUUGGACAAGACGCCGCAGUCGACGGACAGCGAGUUCACCAAGAUCGAGCUCACGCUGAGCGAGCUGCGCGACGGCGUGGAGCCCUGCGCCGUGGCCGCCGCCCCGGCCGUGACUGUGCCCUCGGCGAACGAGACGUCCCACCUGCUCAACCAGCAGCACAACUGCGUGGGCGUGAGCCGGAGCAACCACAGCGCUCACAACGAGGGGCCCGUCUAGCCCCCCCUCCCGGGAGACCCCAGAGCCUUCACCCUCCAGUCUGACGGACACACGGCGCAGCGGCGUAGCUAGAGACCAGGGGGACACGGGGGGGGGGUGCCCUCGGACGCUGCCCCCCCUCCUCUCCAUUCAGUCAGUUAGUGAGACCCUCCAAGGGUGGGGGAGGUGGGUGUCUCUGCUACACCCUCCUACAGACGGUGCUGAGACUGAGCUUCCAUUGCCGUGACUUAUAGGACGGAGUUACCGUGUGCAUGCAUCCCCUCACUCAGGCCAAAGACCUUGGUCCCCCCCGCCCCCCCCCCGGGCCCGCUCCCACCUCCCCUUUUUGCCACACUGCUGUUUGCUUGCACACGUGCAACCAAACACAAAGCGAUCCCACCUUUUUUUUUUGCAUCUUUCAGGGAAACUCCCAUCAUCAGCAUGGACUCAUGGAGCAAUGGUUUGGCAAAGACUGCACCAAAAACCGCUUUGAGAGAAACCAUUACAUCACAAACCAAGAAUGUUCUCCUGUAUUUAUUUAUUUUAUACUAUUGUAUGUACGUGUAUGGAUACAUACAUAUGUAGGGAGGCGUGAAGAAACAUGCCCGUGAAGGUGAGGAAGAACAUCAACUUCCAUGCGUGUUCGUGAGGGGGUGAAGGUCUUUUACAGAUACACUAUGUACAUUACAGAUUGUCUUAUUUUUACUAUUGUAUAUUCUUAAUUGGGCUUUUUCACCCUUAAAAAAGAAAAAAAAAAAUCACACUAUUGCCUUGAAGAAAAAGAAAUCGUUAACAGUAAUUAUUUUAACAAAGUGCAAUGAACAGAAGUUUAUUUAAGAGAUGAUUAUUAAAGACUGUAUUGUAAAUUGACAGAUAUAUUUGUGUGUGUGCGUGCGUGUGUGUGUGCGUGUGUGUGUGAGUGUGUAAUUGUGUGUUUGGAUGCUACUAAACCCCACAUCCACGCGCAAAGUGUCCCUUACUCUAAUUGGAUGAGCUCGGUCAUGUGACCCGCACGUCACGGCAUUGAAGUGUCUUGGAGUUGUCAUCUUUAAUCAAACUUGACUAUUGCACAGUAUUAAUGACCUCAUCUAACAUGUGGAGCAUCUUCUACGUCACAAGGAGAAACCCCAACAUUAAAAAUGCGGCGUUCCUUUUUUUUUUUUUACUUUCAUUUCCUCCGUUUAUCCACCACAAAAGGGGGGCCAUUCCACCAAAUCGAUGUCAUUUGUAAUCUAAAACGUUGGUCUCUAUUCAACUGUAAGUCUGGCAAUAUAUAUAUUGAACUUCCUCUCAUCUAAGGCAAUAUUAUUUUGUCCUGGUGACGCACUAAAGUAACAGGACUCAAAGUAACAGGAGUGAGUUUUUAGCAUAGAAUGAUCAAAUACAUGAACUAUAGCCACAUAGCAUUUAUGCUUAAGAGCAUGUUAACACAACAAAAACACAUGUAUUUAAAAAAUAAACAUAAGCUUUUUUCCAGUUUAUUAUUGUUUUCUUAUUAUUGCUUUAUUAUUAAUAUAUUUUUAUUUUAUUUUAUUAUUUUUAUUUAUUUGAGGGGGGAAGGCCGCACGGUGGGGUAGGGGUUAGUGCGCCUGCCUCACAAUACGAAGGUCCUGAGUAGUCCUGAGUUCAAUCCCAGGCUCGGGAUCUUUCUGUGUGGAGUUUGCAUGUUCUAUCUGUGACUGUGUGGGUUCCCCCCGGGUACUCCGUCUUCCUCCCACCUCCAAAGACAUGCACCUGGGGAUAGGCAAAACUAAAUUGGCCCUAGUGUGUGAAUGUGAGUGUGAAUGUUGUCUGUCUAUCUGUGUUGGCCCUGUGAUGAGGUGGCGACUUGUCCAGGGUGUACACCGCCUUCUGCCCGAUUGUAGCUGGGAUAAAUAAGCACCAGCGCCCCCCGCAACCCCAUAAGGGACAAGCGGUAGGAAAUGAAUGGAUGGAUGGGGGAAAAAGAACAUCCAUCCAUCCAUUUUCUGCCGCUUAUUCCCUUUGGGGUCGCAGGGGGCGCUGGUGCUUAUCUCAUCUACAAUCAAUUGUAUUUCUGGACUGUUUAUGUCAAAAGUUCAAUAACUAAAUGUUUAAAAUACAUAAAUAAACGUAAGGAUUUAGUAAACAGGAUUGUGCUAAAAUGUUCACCUUGUACGGCUCGUAGUAAAAUAAAUAAAAUAUUUAUCAUACCUCUUUUCAUAUAUAUAUAUAUAUAUAUAUAUAUGUAUAUAUAUACAUAUAUGUAUAUAUACGUUAGGUCAGGAAAAAACACAGGCUAUUUCAUCCCUACAAGCCUGUUUCGCAGGUUUCUCUGCUCUUCAGGGGAUUUUACCUGUGAAACAGGCUUGUGGGGAUAAAUAGCCUCUGGGUUUUUUCCUGACCCAACGUAGAUUCCGCUCUACCCCGAUAAUGAGCAUAUAUAUACAUAUAUAUAUUUGUGUGUGUGUGUGUGUAAUUUUUAUUUUUUUAUUUUUUUAAUGUACUACAUGAAAAGUAAAAUCUGUACACUGGCAACUCAGUCCCCAGAAUUGUCAAUGUUUUUUAUGUUUUUUACAGUAUAUUACUGUAAAUGAAAAACAGUACCACUGCUUUUUUCCGUUAAAAUACUGGUGACUGAGCGGAAAGUUUUUUUUUUUACUGUAAAAUCUAUACUUGUUGUUUUUACAGUGUAUUACUGUAAAUAGACAUUGAUUUUUUUUUUGAACGCUGAAAUUUUGACAAAUGAGCAGCCUGAUUUUUUUUUCUUUUUUCAAAACUAUUAGUUUAAUAUUGUUACAGAUUAAAACUACUUUCCAACCUUAAAAUCCGACAAAUAUAACUGACAUUACGUUAUAAGCAUAAACAAGAUUAUUAUUAUAGAUUCGUACAUAAGUCAAGCAGAUAUUUAAGUAUCUUAUUUUUAUUUCACCAAAAAAAAUGUAAAGUAUGUGUUACAUUAUUGUAUAAUAUUGAAUAAUAAUAUAUAUCAUUGCAUGCAGUACAUAUAUAUAUUUUUAAUGUCAAAAAAGAAAGAAUGAAUACAUUUAGUAAGAGAAAAUAAAGUACUUUAUUAACGCAUAUUACUUCCAGGCUUUAUGUGGUCCACGGGCCUUGAGUCUGAGACCUGUGGGUUAGCGUAACAGGACUGAGACACGCCUAAUGUGUGCAUUUAACUCAAUUGUUGUUUUAUAAGAAAAUAAACAUAUAGUUGAGAUGAAGAGUAAUACAAAUAUGUAAAAAUAUAACAAGAGAGCAAUACAGGCGACACAUGCUUUUUUUUUUUUUCAAAGUCAUCUUUUAAAUUGUAUCUAUUAAAUAUGCAAUCACAGGACACUUUAUGAAAAAUAUAUAUAUUACACAGAGUUAAUUUUACUGCGCAUUUUAAUAUUAUAUUUUCCUGGGCAUGCAAACGGCAUCGAUGAGGUGGAAUGGCCCAGAUCUUAUGAAGGCCCUUUUUUUUUUUGACAGCAGUGAAUGUGAAAGUAGUUUUGUGGCGGCCAUCACAACACACAUCAUAAUCCAUGUUGAAUAAUUCUUUAGUUACGUCAAAACUCUUGUGUCACAGCUGUUGUGGCUGCCUAUUAAAAACAUUUACAUUGA